This is a messenger RNA of Hylaeus anthracinus, 1480 nucleotides long. RefSeq lists its product as uncharacterized. Lineage: Eukaryota; Metazoa; Arthropoda; Insecta; Hymenoptera; Colletidae. The coding region runs from base 236 to 1252 and encodes 338 amino acids. The transcript is spliced from 5 exons. The record is from RefSeq and is a predicted model, not a curated record.
UCUACUGAUAACGCCAUUUGUACACACUUGUUAACACUUGUACAAGUUGUACAUAGUACAAAGAUUUGUUUGUUAUUUCUAAAAUAAUCAGAAAUUUAUACGGAUAUUUAGAAAACUUAGAGAUCUGUAAUCAAUUUUAUGUAACUAUAUAAGUACACAUAUCUUAUAUUUGUACGAAUGAAAUUGUAAUUGAAAAAUAAAUUUCUGUCAGUUAUAUAUUUUGUAUUAUCGAAAAAUGGUUAACUUGGAAUUGUACAAAUUAAAACUAGAAGAGAUUAGGCAGUAUGCACGCGAAAACAAUAUUUCAGAAUCGGAAAUCCAGAAAACAUUAGAAAACUCCUUUCAUGUUCACAAAAUGAGACAAAAAAAAUAUAAUGCAUCUUACUGCUUAAAAAUCAUGAUAUUAGUUAUAUUUAUAAUUAUUGUGUGUUUUGCGUCUAUUAAUUGGAAUUUUUUAGUAAUUAUGACAAUGAGAAAUUUGCAAAAUUCUAUUUAUCCAAUGUUAAAAUUACUUAGAAAAACAGCUAUGCCAAUAAUUCACCAUUAUCCUUCUUUAUCUGAAUUCUAUGAUGAAUGGUGUAUAUUAGAAAAUCCAUAUUUCUAUGUAAAUGAUAUCGAUUGUUGGCCCUGUAGUGUUGUGCACUUUGUACCUGAUUUAACUGGUCACCAGAUAUCUAGAUCUUUUAACCCUGGAAUUCCUUAUAUAAAAUCAGAAAGUUUACCAGAAGUGCGUAUGAAAAAUAUUGAACAAUUAUAUUGGGAAAAUUAUGAAGUAUUUGAAAAGGAUGCUAUGAAAAUAUUUUCUAACAACUUGACAUACAGAAAUAUUCGAGAUGUUAUGGAAAGUAAAAUGGAUUUAAAUCUUUCUAAAAACUUAGAUAAUCAUGUCAUGUGGAGAAUUAAUCGUAUGAGAGCAGGAAGAAUCUUGAGAAAAUUGUUUCCAAAACCUGAAAGUGUUCCAGUUUGGUGGGAACAGAGCACAGAAAAAUUUAUCUUUCUUGAUGAACAAAAGUCUCCAUCUUAUUCUUUGCCACACCCUGAGUGUAGUAAUGUAGUGGUAAGAUGUACAACUGGUGCCAGAUUGAUAAAAAUGAUAUCAAGUCCAGAAUGUAGUGGGUCUUGUAAAUCUUUCACAGUAUUACUAUCUGCUGGAAAAACGUUGUGGUACAAUUGGUGGUACUGGCGGCCAAUUAGCCUUUCAGUUUUAAAUUCAACUAGUGUCUCCAUUAACUACAUGACUUCCUUUUGCUAAAUUACUUUGCAACAUUAUCUACAUUAUUAUCGAGUAAUUAUGUUACUAAAGAAUUUUUCUAUUCUCGUGACUCUAUUAAUUUUAAUUAAAAUGCACGUACAUAUAUUACAAAAUAAUUCCUUUCCAUUUGCAUAGUUAAUUUUUUCAGUUCUAUACUCAAGACAUGCCCAACGAAGUCGCUCAGGGGUAAGAUGAAAGUACACUGCCAACAGGGAAAUUCUUAGACAA